AUGCAUACUAGUUAUACAGGAAUACAUACAUAUGUUGGGGCUUGUUUGUCAAAAUAUGCACUUUCUCAAAAUUUUCGCACUUUCAAAGUCUGGCGGCGGCAGCUCGUUAUCCCUUUUCUAAAGAAGAAAGCUAUCUCUUAUUACGAUCCACAACGGAGCGUAUGGAGUGAAAAUAUGAUCUAUGAAGAGAGUAUUGCCAAGGAAAGGUCUUCUCUGUUUCUUUUCGUAAUAGACCCCGCAACUGUCAAUGCGACUUCAUUCCUCGAGAUCGCCUACUUCGCGGCUAGGAAGUCACCUAAAUUAGUGGUGGUAUUUCUUGGGAAGACGGAGUGGAAGCAAAAGGCUCAUCCGGACGAUCUACCAGACCGGAAUAGGACUUGCGUGCUACUUGAUAGGAUUCUGGAUGCGCAUAAUGUGCCCAUGUUGUACAGCAUACAAGACGCCCUAGACUAUAUUGAAGAGGAAAUAAUUGGCAGUAAACGUUGGACGGAUGCUCUGCAAGUACCAUGCCAACGUCUGUCCUUUCUUUCCCUUCGAACCAAAAGAGUCGCUCGAGCUGCUCAAUUCCGAGCUAGAAACGCUUGGUUGCGGAUGAUUUCCUACGCACGACACGUCACAUUGGCCUGUGCAGCAGAUACAAUCAUCUUCAUCGUCUGCCAGAUGGUUGCUCCAAAUAUCCCAUUUUAUUUCAUUCUUCUGCCUCUGAUAUUGCUCAAUAUUAUUGUCAUAUUCGCUACUGAACGAUUCCAACGAUACCGAGCUCGUCGUCCGCGGGCCGUGGCUGACUCUUCUUAUUUCCCCUUGCGAGCAUCUGCGGCAAUUCCCUCUCCGCGAAUGUCGACAACCUUGCAACCUCUCCAUCCUGUACAUUCUAAGAGCCAUUUGUUACGUUCAAAACGAUUCUGUGAUGGCAUCAUUGAUGACGGAUUCUCUCUUUUCACUGUGCCAGAAUUGUCACGACGGCGAUCACAAAAUGGACGGGUGAAUAGUGCACUUACUCCGGCACAUAUUGAGUUGGCAUCCAGCGCUCUUGAUGAUACAUCUUGGGUGACUCGAGUGGUGAUACCGUAUAUGGACCGCAACAAUCUGCGAUAUUCUCGAUUUUUGGUGAUGAAUGAUGUUGAACCAGAAAAUCGAAUGAAGUGCCUUGUGACAUGGUCUUCUCAAAUAAAACAUUUUCUCUAUCAUAUUCCAUCUACAAAAUCGUUCCUCUCAGGGAUGGUGGAAGUAGCGUAUAUGUUAGGCCACACUAACUGGCAAGUAACAGUCUGUGUGCCGAAGGAAGCCGAAUGUCUGGAAGCACCGACAACUAACGAGGAUGAGGUAGCACGGGCAUUCAGGCGGCGGCGGAACGACUGCUACCAAAUAGCGUUUUGUUAUCUCAAAGAUAUGGCGAAACGACGUCAAUGUCGUGUCUUUUCCGAAUUGGAGGAGGCACUG
Messenger RNA from Strongylus vulgaris, 1440 nucleotides. NCBI's taxonomy places the organism in Eukaryota, Metazoa, Nematoda, Chromadorea, Rhabditida, Strongylidae. The record is from the annotation of a GenBank genome assembly.